AUGAUGAAUAAUAUCAUUGCGCCGCAGAGAUAUAUGUGCCACCAACGCCUUCCAAAGACAAGACAAGACCAAAGAGAUGGAGGUCAUUUCAAUUUCCAAUCAAGCUGUUUUCAAGGGAUUCCAUACGAGCGACGUAUUGUCUGGUUGUUUGAUACGGAAUUAGUCAGCUAUUAUCCAGAUGCAAGCUGA
Messenger RNA from Trichoderma gamsii, 189 nucleotides. RefSeq lists its product as hypothetical. The record is from RefSeq and is a predicted model, not a curated record. The coding region runs from base 1 to 189 and encodes 62 amino acids. NCBI's taxonomy places the organism in Eukaryota, Fungi, Ascomycota, Sordariomycetes, Hypocreales, Hypocreaceae. The transcript is spliced from 2 exons.